AUGCAACCAAUACGACAAUUAUUAACGACUGCAAUUCAACGACGUUUAAUACUUAUACGUCCUUCAUUGAGUGUACAACAAGUUCGUUAUGAUGGUAGUGAUCCAACAACAUCGAAUUAUAGAAAAAGUGGAAAACAAUCUGAUCCGAGCAAAGGUAGUGAUUUAAACAAAACGAAGAUUAGUGAUAAAAAACAAAGACCGAACACAGUUGAUGAUACAAAACAGCCAGGCACAAAAAGAGAGGAUUGGACUGAUCCAAAUAAAAUAACCAGUAACGAUCCACCUUAUGGAAAAGCCGGUGGCUCCACAGAUGCACAUGAUCCUAAUCGUGGAAAGAAACCAUAA
Molecule: messenger RNA, 345 nt
Organism: Rotaria sp. Silwood1
Lineage: Eukaryota; Metazoa; Rotifera; Eurotatoria; Philodinida; Philodinidae
Source: the annotation of a GenBank genome assembly